AUGUGCAAAGAAGACGAUGUUGGGAAAGCUGCAUCUGUGAAGGAAAAAUUAUUGAAUGAUGUGUGGUGGGAUAAGAUUGAUUACAUUUUGUCUUUUACAUUGCCUAUCUAUGAGAUGCUUAGGUUUUGUGACACUGACAAACCAUGCCUUCACUUAGUCUAUGAAAUGUGGGACACCAUGAUUGAAAAGGUGAAGGCAAGCAUCUUUAGGCAUGAAGGGAAGCUAGAUCAUGAGGAAUCAAUCUUUUAUUCCGUUGUGCACAAUAUACUAGUUGAGAGGUGGUCCAAAAGUAACACUCCUCUUCAUUGCCUUGCACAUUCUUUGAAUCCAAGGUAUUAUAGUUCAACGUGGCUUGAUGAAAAUCCCAAUCGUGUCCCUCAUAGGGAUGAAGAAAUUUCAAGUAUAACAAACAAGUGCUUCAAGAAAUACUUUCCAAAUUUAGAGGAGAGAAUGGUUGUCAAUGUGGAAUAUGCCAAGUUUUCAAGAGGUUUGGAUAUGUUUGGAGAUUUUGACUCAAAGAUUGAUAGAGUAGUAUUGGAUCCACUUAUUUGGUGGUUUACACAUGGGUCUCCUGCUCCUAUGCUUCAAUCUUUAGCAUUAAAAUUGCUUGGCCAGCCAUGUUCCUCAUCAUGCUCUGAAAGGAAUUAGAGCACCUACUCCUUU
Messenger RNA from Camellia sinensis, 663 nucleotides. The record is from RefSeq and is a predicted model, not a curated record. NCBI's taxonomy places the organism in Eukaryota, Viridiplantae, Streptophyta, Magnoliopsida, Ericales, Theaceae.